Messenger RNA from Penicillium oxalicum, 2523 nucleotides. It is a transcript of the gene pakA, whose product is annotated as mitogen-activated protein kinase kinase kinase kinase STE20. The record is from RefSeq and is a predicted model, not a curated record. Gene Ontology annotation, cellular component: cytoplasm. Gene Ontology annotation, biological process: protein phosphorylation; regulation of MAPK cascade; intracellular signal transduction. The coding region runs from base 1 to 2523 and encodes 840 amino acids. Gene Ontology annotation, molecular function: ATP binding; protein serine/threonine kinase activity. The transcript has 5 exons. Lineage: Eukaryota; Fungi; Ascomycota; Eurotiomycetes; Eurotiales; Aspergillaceae.
AUGAGUUCAGAAAGCAAUUUCUCGUUGAAGUUUCGCCGGCCGUCAAGCAAGCUACACAAGGACCCUCCCAGUUUCAGUUCGCGCAUUCUCCGAAGUCAUCAGAGUGCCACCUCUCUUAAGCGCCACCCUUCAGCUCCGGUUUAUCCGCGCGCUUCACCCAGCAGCAGUCGCGAGCACACUCGUUCUCGGUCCAACGCCGCGUUCGGCUCCUCCUCCUCGUCGUUGGAACAGAACAGUCAACAUAGCCAGCAGAGCCAACCCAGCGGUGGCGGCUCCCCUAGCAUUGAUGAAGGGUCUUCGUCUUACUUUCCCAGUUUCGGCGGCUCGCGCACCCGAACUCGCAGCUCGAAUCGCUUUUCCUACAAUGACCGGAACUCCGAUGACAUGAACAAUCUCUCCUUUGAGACACGGGGGAUGCUCAGUGCGCUCGACGAGAACUCUGCAGAACCAGACCACCAACCUCAGCCCUACCAGCCCAACGGACAGCCUCCUCCCUUGCGCCACCACCAUACGAGCCCGGAAGACCCGCGCGGUCGGCAGCAGCUUCGACAGUCUGCCAGCUUCACAGCCCUCCCGAACCGCAUGAUGGAUUCUUUUGCGCACCGGGAGGCGGAACGCUCGCACCAGGACAAGCGUUACUCGGAUGAAGGGAAUAAUGGAGCCUCUAGCCCGGCUCCCCAGCGGCCAGCCCGGAGCAAGAAAGCCAGUUUUUCUAGUUUUGUGAACAGUAUGCUCGGGUCACCCCGCAACAUCAAAAUCUCGGCACCGGAGAAUCCAGUUCACGUCACUCACGUGGGAUAUGACAAUCAAACCGGUCAGUUCACGGGCCUGCCGAAGGAGUGGCAACGAUUGCUGCAAGAAAGUGGCAUCUCGAAGAAGGAGCAGGAGGAACACCCGCAGACUAUGGUGGACAUUAUGCGGUUCUAUGAGAAGAAUACACGAGGGGAUGACGACGAGGUGUGGCACAAGUUUGACAAUGCGUCCUACAAGGCGUCAGCCGCGGCCACUACGCCGGCCCCGGCGACAGCGGGAACCACACCACCGGGCAGCCCUCGAUUCCCACCAAACAACAAUUCCAGCUUUGAGAACCCACGGUCGCCGCCCCCGAUCCCUCGCAGUCCCCCGGCAGUGACGACCGCGGCCGCCAUACCUCCGCCGCAACCACCUGCACCCGCAACCUAUGCUGCUGGGCCGCAGCGCCAGACCCCCACGCCACUCGGCCCACCCGCCGGGAUCCCUUUCAUGUCAGAGUCUGCUCAUGUAUCUUCCGUCACAUCUAAACCCAGCCGCUCCAACUCUCGCAAUGGGGUACCAGUUCCGAAGCAGACCGCAAUCGUUUCGCCCACCGCAUACCAGCAGCAGCAGGAGCAGGUCAUGGCAGCUGCGCAGCAGGCAAUUGCCUCGAAGCAGUUGGAUCGGAGCACGAGUCAACGCCAGCAGCCGCAGCCGCAGCCACAGCAGCAACAACCACAGUAUCAACAACCGGCUCAACCGCCCACUCUGGAAACUAACGUGGGGGUUUCGUCCGCGGAUCCGUCGCCUGUCUCGGCGUCUCCCAGUACGAAAGCUCCGCCUGCCGCGCGACCACGACAACGCCAACAGCGUCAGAGCACCGUGAUGGAUGUGCGUCAGCGACUGUUGCAAAUCUGCCACCCAGGCGACCCGACAAAGCUUUAUCAUAACCUCAACAAGAUCGGACAAGGCGCUUCAGGGGGCGUUUAUACCGCUUACGAGAUUGGCACGAACAACUGCGUGGCCAUCAAACAAAUGAACCUCGAUCUGCAACCCAAGAAGGAGCUGAUUAUUAAUGAAAUUCUGGUCAUGAGGGACAGCAAGCACAAGAAUAUUGUCAAUUUCCUUGAGAGUUUUCUGCACGGGCUUGACCUGUGGGUUGUGAUGGAGUAUAUGGAAGGUGGUAGCCUGACAGACGUCGUCACCUUCAAUAUCAUGAGCGAAGGACAGAUUGCAGCUGUUUGCCGUGAGACCCUGAGUGGUCUUCAGCACUUGCACUCGAAGGGUGUGAUCCACCGCGACAUCAAAUCCGACAAUAUCCUUCUUUCGCUCGAGGGCAAUAUCAAAUUGACCGAUUUUGGGUUUUGCGCUCAAAUCAACGAUUCUCACAACAAGCGCAAUACCAUGGUUGGCACUCCCUACUGGAUGGCGCCCGAGGUCGUUACUCGCAAAGAAUACGGUCGUAAGGUUGACAUCUGGAGUCUGGGGAUCAUGGCUAUCGAGAUGAUCGAGGGCGAACCGCCAUAUCUCACCGAAUCGCCUCUCCGUGCGCUCUACCUCAUUGCCACCAACGGAACCCCCAAGAUUAAAGAUGAACACCAAUUGUCUCAUGUCUUCCGUGACUUCCUCUACCUGGCCCUGAAGGUGGAUCCGGAGAAGCGUGCCUCAGCUCAUGACCUCCUCAAGCACCCAUUUAUGAGCCUGUGCUCUCCCUUGUCGCAUUUGGCGCCCUUGGUCAAGGCCGCGCGCAUCAGCCGUGCUCAGGAAAAGGCGCAAAAAGGCCAAGCCUAG